Molecule: messenger RNA, 207 nt
Organism: Sphenostylis stenocarpa
Lineage: Eukaryota; Viridiplantae; Streptophyta; Magnoliopsida; Fabales; Fabaceae
Source: the annotation of a GenBank genome assembly
AUGAGAAGGGUUAGGUUUUUAGAGUUGAUUUGCUUAGUCUUGGUUUUGAGUGCAGGAAGUGAGUCACGGCCUUUGAACCCAACAAUAGUAAGGGGCGUGCAUGGAACCUUGAAUUGGGCACCCAUUCUACCAAUUGCAGAAGAAGGUGGUGGAGAACGUGAUGCACAACGAUUGAGUCCUGGAGGACCUGAUCCUCAUCAUCAUUAG